This is a messenger RNA of Calliphora vicina (urban bluebottle blowfly), 2899 nucleotides long. It is a transcript of the gene Fign, whose product is annotated as Fidgetin. The transcript is spliced from 7 exons. NCBI's taxonomy places the organism in Eukaryota, Metazoa, Arthropoda, Insecta, Diptera, Calliphoridae. Gene Ontology annotation, molecular function: microtubule severing ATPase activity; ATP binding; ATP hydrolysis activity. The record is from RefSeq and is a predicted model, not a curated record. The coding region runs from base 16 to 1794 and encodes 592 amino acids.
CUGUACACGAAAUAAAUGGAAAAAUCAAAUGACGAAAACCACUCUGCUAGUACUCAAAAUAUUGAGUCAACUUUCGUCGAGCUCGAAGGAAUUCUCAACUCCUCUAAAAAUAGUGAAAAAGACAAAUGUGCAGCUUGGCGCCAGCAAUCCAUUAUAGUUAAGUCCCUUAAUGGAACUUUCGCAAAUGAUUUUAUGGGUCGCCAUUGGGUACAUCAUAGUUCCCUUACUAAUAACAGUGAUGAAUUUCAUAAAUAUUUGCGUGAUGCUUUAUCUGAUGAUGAACGUUACAGGGAUAUUGUAUUUCCAAAUUUGGAUGACAUGAAUUUUCCAAGCGAACCCGCUGCAGGCAAUGAGAUUUUUAAUGAAAUAUUUAUUGAAAACAAUCAACCCUUUAAUACUGACAUUAACAUGUCAUUAGAUGAGGAAAUCAACAAUCGAAUUGAACAAUCAUCUUGUAUUCCCACGACAGCCGGUUUUAAGCACCGGAAUGACCCGAGUUCAUUCGGCCAACGGCUGUCAACUCAGCAAUCACUGCUGCUACAACAACAAUCAUCUUGCAAAAAUGUUCUACAGGGCCAAACUACACCAAAAACGCAGCUUUCAUCAUUUUGUUCGGCGCGUCAGCUUUUGGCCGUACAAACAUUAAAGAAACAUGGACAAAAUGAUGGCACGAUAAAACAGCAACGAAGCUUAAAUAAUCCGCAUAAGCCAGAUGUUGGUUUUAAUUUUUCAGCCACUAAAAAAUCUUUAGGUUCUCUUGGUCGUGUGAUCAAUUCUACACGUAAAAGUUUCGUUUCACCGAUACGCAGUGAAUCCACAACAAAAACAGAUGAAGUUUUAAAGAAUGAAGAAAACAUUGACACUGAGUUAGCGUUACUAUUAUCACAUCCAGCACUAAAAAAUGUGGAUUUAAAAAUGGUGGAACUAAUAAAUAAUGAAAUAAUUCAUAAAUUUAAACCAGUAGAUUGGAAUGAGAUAGCUGGAUUAGAAUAUGCGAAAUCGAUAAUAAAGGAAGCUGUUGUGUAUCCUUUACUACGGCCAGACAUAUUUACCGGUUUACGUAGACCACCUAGAGGGAUUUUGCUAUUUGGACCACCAGGUACUGGCAAAACGUUAAUUGGAAAAUGUAUAGCAUCCCAAUCUAGUUCUACUUUCUUCAGUAUCAGUUCGGCAUCACUGACUUCCAAAUGGAUGGGAGAAGGUGAAAAAAUGGUUAGAGCUUUGUUUGCUGUAGCCGUAGCAAGACAGCCAUCGGUAAUAUUUAUAGAUGAAAUUGAUUCUUUACUUUCUCAAAGAUCAGAAAAUGAAAAUGAAGGAACACGACGUCUAAAGACAGAAUUUCUUGUGCGUCUUGAUGGUGCUGCUACUUCUGAUGAUGAUCGUGUUUUAAUUGUAGGCGCAACAAAUAGACCUCAAGAAUUAGAUGAAGCUGUAAGACGACGCUUCGUUAAACGUCUUUAUGUACCACUGCCAGAAAUAGAUGCUCGCGCAGAAAUUCUUACAAAUCUUUUAAAAACAGUUGAGAACAAUUUAAGUUCAAAUGAUGUGAAAGAAAUAUCACAACUUGCUGAAGGCUAUUCGGGUGCUGAUAUGGACAGUUUGUGUCGUGAAGCAUCGAUGGAACCACUACGGUCAUUACCAGCUGAGACCAUAAUUACGUUCCGUAAAGAAAAUUUGCGCCCAGUAAUCAAAGACGAUUUUCACACUGCUCUCAAAAACAUUCGGCCUAGUGUUUCUCAAAGUGAUCUUAAACAGUAUGUCGAAUGGAAUAAAACGUAUGGUUCAAGUUGCUAACUAAUAACACUAGUUUAUAAGGUUUUUGCUCAUGAAUUGAAACAUAUCGGACUUCUAAAAGGUCUUCUAAAAAAUAUUAAAAAAAUCCUGGACGUCAAACUUUUGAGAUAUGAUAACUUUUGAACAUAUAAAAAUGUACAUUAAAUUAGGACAAAAAAAUUAAAAGUGAAGUGUUUUUUCAUUUGUCUCCCUCACGACACUGCAAAAGUAGUCUCCUAGCAUAUUCAUAUCCCAAAAACCUUGAUAAUUCCUCUCGAAAAACUUCAAAUCUUGAUGGAAACGCUCUCCAUUUUCGUCACUCAUGUGUCCGAGGUUUUCCGUGAAAAAAUCCACAUGAAAAUAUAAAAAGUGAAUUUUGAGGGAUAUAUUUACACCCAUCAGUUCAAAAUUAUGUAAUAAAUUCGCAACAAUAUCUAUUUAAUUUUGACUUUUCUUAUUCCCCAAAAAUUCUUGAAUAACAAGUUUAAAAGAAUUCCAUGCUGCAUUUUCAACAUCGUUUAAUAGACACUCAAAUUUGGUAUCAACCAAAAUUUUUCUUAUUAGAGGACCCACAAAUAUCCCUUCUUUUAGUUUAGCCUCAGAUAGACUCGGGAACACGCUGAAUAAAUAUUGAAAUGCUGGUUUUGUCUUAUCUAAAGCUUUUACGAAAUUUUUUAAUGUAAAUAAGCAUUUUGCAGUGUUUGUGUUAUAGGAAAACCUCGAUUUGACUGAAUAACUUUUCCGCAAAUAAAAAAAUGGUCUGGGUUUAUUUUACACUUUCUAGAAGACAUUUUAAAAUAGUUUUACUUUAGAGUUUUGUAUUUAAUAGCGAUUUAUUAACGUUUAUCUACAGGAAAGAUGUACUUUUAAACAGUAUUUAUUUUUUUCCCGUUAAUUUUUUUUGGAAUUUGUCAGAAGAAUACAACUCUGAAAGUAUCUAGUAGGUGAGAAACAAAAAUGGGUCAAUUAACUAGCGUCCCUGGCUUUUCUCAAAAAUAUAAGUUUAAUUCCAUGAGCAAACAAAAAUGUUUGAUUUGUAAACUAGUGUAAUUAUUUACUCAUAUCAUGUAUGUUUAUAAUAUUGAAUAAAUGUAUGAAAAUUAUAAUUUAUUUUUCAUUCUCCAAA